Messenger RNA from Oenanthe melanoleuca, 2226 nucleotides. It is a transcript of the gene ADRA2C, whose product is annotated as adrenoceptor alpha 2C. Gene Ontology annotation, biological process: adenylate cyclase-activating adrenergic receptor signaling pathway; regulation of smooth muscle contraction; platelet activation. Lineage: Eukaryota; Metazoa; Chordata; Aves; Passeriformes; Muscicapidae. The transcript has a single exon. The coding region runs from base 99 to 1433 and encodes 444 amino acids. Gene Ontology annotation, molecular function: alpha2-adrenergic receptor activity. The record is from RefSeq and is a predicted model, not a curated record. Gene Ontology annotation, cellular component: membrane.
GGGCGCGAUGAGGGCGGCGGGGCGGCGGCGGCGGGGCGGCGGGGCGGGGCGGGGGCUCCGCCGGGCUCUCUAGGACGCCGGCGCCCCGCACACCCACCAUGGAUCUGCUGCUGUUGGUGAACACGAGCCUGGGCUCCGCCAACGAGUCCCUGGCGCUGCCCCCCGCCUCGCCGUCCUCCUCGGCCCUCCUGCAGCCGCCCUCCCCCUACUCGCCGGCGGCCGUGGCCAGCCUCGCGGCGGUGGUGGGCUUCCUCAUCGUCUUCACCAUCGUGGGCAACGUGCUGGUGGUGAUAGCCGUGCUCACCAGCCGGGCGCUGAGAGCCCCCCAGAACCUCUUCCUGGUGUCCCUGGCCAGCGCGGACAUCCUGGUGGCUACCCUGGUCAUGCCUUUCUCCUUAGCCAACGAGCUUAUGAAUUACUGGUACUUCGGCAAGGCUUGGUGCAACAUUUACCUGGCGCUGGACGUGCUGUUCUGUACCUCGUCCAUCGUCCACCUGUGCGCCAUCAGCCUCGACAGGUAUUGGUCAGUCACACAAGCGGUGGAGUACAACCUCAAGCGGACCCCGCGGCGGAUCAAGGCCAUCAUCCUCACCGUGUGGCUCAUUUCAGCCAUCAUCUCCUUCCCGCCAUUGAUCUCCGUGUACCGGGACCCUGAAGGAGAUGUCUUUCCCCAGUGCAAGCUCAAUGACGAGACAUGGUACAUCCUUUCUUCUUGCAUUGGCUCUUUCUUUGCCCCCUGCCUCAUCAUGGUGUUGGUCUAUAUCCGCAUCUACCGUGUGGCCAAGCUAAGGACCAGGACCCUCUCUGAGAAGCGGACGAUGCCAGAGGGGUCCUCCCAGACUGAGAACGGCUUGAGCCGCGCCGCUGGCGGCUGCACAUCCCUGAGGAUGCAGCUGGGAGAGAACGGACAUUAUUCAGCGCACCACUGGCGCAAAGCCUCUGAGCUGGAGGACAUUGAGCUGGAGGAGAGCAGCACCUCAGAGAGCAGGCGGAGGCGGAGCCGGGAGGAGCAUCGCCGCAAAAGCAAGAGCCAGUCCUUCUCCUACUCGUACUCCUCCAAGCACUCCAGCAGCCGCCUGUCCCGUGCGAGCAAUCGCUCCAUGCAGUUCUUCUCGUACCGCCGUCGCCGGAAGCGUAGCAGCAUCUGCCGUAAGAAAGUCGCCCAGGCCCGGGAGAAACGCUUCACUUUUGUGCUGGCUGUGGUCAUGGGGGUCUUUGUAGUUUGCUGGUUCCCUUUUUUCUUCACCUACAGCCUCUAUGGUAUUUGCCGGGAGGCAUGUGAGGUCCCCGAGACUCUCUUCAAGUUCUUCUUCUGGAUUGGGUAUUGCAAUAGCUCCCUCAACCCAGUCAUCUACACCAUCUUCAACCAGGACUUCCGCAGGUCCUUUAAACACAUUCUUUUUAAGAAGAAGAAGAAGAACUUCCGGCAUUGAGCUGGAGGGAUGGAUUUGCCUUGAGCAGGAGUAGAGUUAAAAGAGAAGGCUCAAUGCUGGAAGAGAAGGGAGGGAAGAGAACGCGGGGCUUGGGCUUAGGGAGCAGGAGGAGGGCUCGCCCCUCGGGCAGCAGGGUGAUGCUGUGGGGAGCAGGGAUGGUGUCAGGAGGCUGAGGGCACUCACCAUGGUGCAGAAUGGUGACAUGGUGCUGGGGGAGCAGGGAUGGUGUCAGGACUCACCAUGGUGCAGAAUGGUGACAUGGUGCUGUGGGGAGCAGGGAUGGUGUCAGGAGGCUGAGGGCACUCACCAUGGUGCAGAAUGGUGACAUGGUGCUGUGGGGAGCAGGGAUGGUGUCAGGACUCACCAUGGUGCAGAAUGGUGACAUGGUGCUGGGGGAGCAGUGCUGGAUGUGGAGGGGUAAAGGGGGAGGGAGUGAUUGUCUUUGAAUCCCAACAGAGGGCACAGGGAGCCCGCAGAGGAAAGGCUGAGACACUGAGUUUGGGAGGCAGUGAGAUUUCAUGGGCUCUGGAAUUUUGUGGGAAAACAAAAAAAGGCAUCUAAAGGAAAGGGUUAAGUGGUGGUGGAGAUUUGAGUGCUUAUAAACAGGGCAGCUGGGGCCUAUGGUGGAUUUGCCCCAGUAAGAAAUUGGCUUUUACUGUUUAUGUGGGAAAGGAGAGUGCAAAGUACCAGGCACUGACAGUGUUUUGAGUUAUGAAAGGAUUUUAAUGUUUGCCAAAAAAACCCUAAAGAACAAUCCAAACUCUUUUCUAAAUAAACCUUUGUACUGUUAAAA